This is a messenger RNA of Pan troglodytes (chimpanzee), 4918 nucleotides long. RefSeq names its product DDHD domain containing 2 (gene DDHD2). The transcript is spliced from 18 exons. The coding region runs from base 560 to 2692 and encodes 710 amino acids. Gene Ontology annotation, molecular function: metal ion binding; glycerophospholipase activity; triacylglycerol lipase activity. The record is from RefSeq and is a predicted model, not a curated record. Gene Ontology annotation, cellular component: cytoplasm; COPII-coated ER to Golgi transport vesicle. NCBI's taxonomy places the organism in Eukaryota, Metazoa, Chordata, Mammalia, Primates, Hominidae.
GCACUAGUAGGGUCUGCAGCGUAUCCCGAGGAUCAUUCCGACUUUCCCGCCCCGUACGUGAGGGGCCGCCUUGAAGCCUCUUCCGCCACGGACACUCGAAACUGAUCUUGAAGCCCCUGCCGUCACGGAUACUAGAAACUGAUCUCGAAGCCCCUUCCGCCACGGACACUCGAAACUCUCCCCUACUGUUAGACCUCAGCAGCCAGCAGCCCGCCGCCCGGCGCUGCAGCUCCCUGCCCGCAGGAGCCACGUCUCGCGCGACUCCCCCCACCUCUCGCGACACUUGCCGCCCGUGCCCUGCGGCCCUGCAAGCCCCACCCGCGGUCGCGCGCCGCGCUCCCCGCCGCCUCAGCUUUUCGCUCGGCAUCCGUGCCCGCUACUCGCCCACUGGGAGCGCCGUGGCGCCUGGUGUUCGGCGCGAGCCCGGCGGGGCUGCAGGUUCCGCCCUGCUCCUCCGCGCCCCGCCCGGGCUGGGGUAAAGGCCGCGGCCGGGCCAUGCAGUGUCCUCCUCAGGGAGGGCAGGAGAGCCUGAGGAGUGGCGGGGCCGCCAGAGAGCGAAAUGUCAUCAGUGCAGUCACAACAGGAGCAGUUGUCCCAGUCAGAUCCAUCUCCGUCACCAAACUCAUGUAGUUCCUUUGAGCUAAUAGACAUGGAUGCUGGCAGCUUGUAUGAACCAGUUUCUCCCCAUUGGUUUUAUUGUAAGAUAAUAGAUUCUAAGGAGACAUGGAUUCCUUUCAACUCUGAGGAUUCACAGCAGCUGGAAGAGGCAUAUAGCUCUGGAAAAGGUUGUAAUGGGAGAGUUGUUCCUACUGAUGGGGGCAGAUAUGAUGUUCAUUUGGGGGAGAGGAUGCGGUAUGCUGUAUACUGGGAUGAACUGGCAUCAGAAGUGAGACGAUGUACGUGGUUUUACAAGGGGGACAAAGACAAUAAGUAUGUUCCCUACUCGGAGAGCUUCAGCCAAGUUUUAGAGGAAACUUACAUGCUUGCUGUAACUUUGGAUGAAUGGAAAAAGAAACUGGAAUCUCCCAACAGAGAAAUUAUUAUUUUACACAAUCCAAAGCUUAUGGUGCAUUACCAGCCAGUUGCAGGGUCUGAUGAUUGGGGUUCAACACCCACGGAGCAGGGUCGACCAAGAACUGUGAAGAGAGGAGUUGAGAACAUCUCUGUUGACAUUCAUUGUGGAGAACCUUUACAAAUAGAUCACUUGGUUUUUGUAGUCCAUGGGAUUGGACCAGCUUGUGAUCUCCGCUUUCGAAGCAUUGUACAGUGUGUUAAUGAUUUUCGCAGUGUUUCCUUGAACUUGCUACAGACACAUUUUAAGAAAGCCCAAGAAAAUCAGCAGAUUGGGAGGGUAGAAUUUCUUCCAGUCAACUGGCACAGUCCUUUGCAUUCUACUGGUGUGGAUGUAGAUCUGCAGCGAAUAACCCUGCCCAGCAUUAACCGCCUCAGGCACUUCACCAAUGACACAAUUCUGGAUGUCUUCUUCUACAAUAGUCCCACCUACUGUCAGACUAUUGUGGACACAGUUGCUUCUGAAAUGAACCGAAUAUACACACUUUUUCUACAGAGGAACCCUGAUUUCAAAGGGGGUGUAUCCAUUGCUGGUCAUAGUUUAGGUUCGCUUAUAUUGUUUGAUAUCCUAACAAAUCAGAAAGAUUCUUUGGGGGAUAUUGACAGUGAAAAGGAUUCGCUAAAUAUUGUAAUGGAUCAAGGAGAUACACCUACACUAGAGGAAGAUUUGAAGAAACUUCAGCUCUCUGAAUUCUUUGAUAUCUUUGAGAAGGAGAAAGUAGAUAAGGAAGCUCUGGCUUUAUGUACAGACCGAGAUCUUCAGGAAAUAGGAAUUCCUUUAGGACCAAGAAAGAAGAUAUUAAACUAUUUCAGCACCAGAAAAAACUCAAUGGGUAUUAAGAGACCAGCCCCGCAGCCUGCUUCAGGGGCAAACAUCCCCAAAGAAUCUGAGUUCUGCAGUAGCAGUAAUACUAGAAAUGGUGACUAUCUGGAUGUUGGCAUUGGGCAGGUGUCUGUGAAAUACCCCCGGCUCAUCUAUAAACCAGAGAUAUUCUUUGCCUUUGGAUCUCCCAUUGGAAUGUUCCUUACUGUCCGAGGACUAAAAAGAAUUGAUCCCAACUACAGAUUUCCAACGUGCAAAGGUUUCUUCAAUAUUUAUCACCCUUUUGAUCCUGUGGCCUAUAGGAUUGAACCAAUGGUGGUCCCAGGAGUGGAAUUUGAGCCAAUGCUGAUCCCACAUCAUAAAGGCAGGAAGCGGAUGCACUUAGAACUGAGAGAGGGCUUGACCAGGAUGAGUAUGGACCUUAAGAACAACUUGCUAGGUUCGCUGCGGAUGGCCUGGAAGUCUUUUACCAGAGCUCCAUACCCUGCCUUACAAGCUUCAGAAACACCAGAAGAAACUGAAGCAGAACCUGAAUCAACUUCAGAGAAGCCUAGUGAUGUUAACACAGAAGAGACCUCUGUGGCAGUUAAAGAAGUCCUGCCUAUCAAUGUGGGGAUGCUGAAUGGAGGCCAACGCAUUGACUAUGUGCUACAGGAGAAGCCUAUUGAAAGUUUUAAUGAGUAUUUAUUUGCUUUACAAAGCCAUCUAUGCUACUGGGAGUCUGAAGAUACAGUAUUGCUGGUCCUCAAAGAGAUCUACCAAACCCAGGGUAUCUUCCUUGAUCAGCCUUUACAGUAAAAAUGACCCAUCUAUGGCUGCUUAAUUUGUGACUGCAGCUCUUCUCCCACUUUCCUCCCUAGACGGACAUUGAGGGAUCCUUCCCCAGAAAAUCCACCUGUUUGUUGCUGCAAUUUUCCUCUCCUCAGCUGCGUCAUUUCCUGCAUGUUGCCUGCCACUUACUCACCACUGGGGUCUUUGGAAGAUAAUCUUCCUCUUUGGAAAUGAAUGGAAAAGCAAAAGGCCCUAUUACUUUUAACCACUGGCUUCAUAUAAACACUUGCCAUUUUUUCUGCCUAGCUGGGGGUGGUUUGUAUCUUUAAUUCUUUGAUGAUAGUUUAUAGUUGCCACACUUUAUUGAUUAGUACUUGACAGGGUGUAAAGCCUAUUUUGGGUUUGAUUUGUUUUGGGUGGGGUAGACAUGUUUUUAAGGAACUUAUUGCUUAUCUUUAGAAAAUGUUCUAGUUUGGAAACAGAUUCUUGAGAUUCAGAAGGCAUUUUGGAGUACACUUAUCUCUUGUUUGUGUUGAACUGAAGGCUAAGUCUCAGUGGACAUGGAAAAGACUUUUGGGUGAUUUAUUUUUGAACCUGCAUUUCUUUCUUAUGUGUAGUGUAUGAAGAAAGACUAGAAUGUAGUUUUAAAAAAGUGUUGUUUACUCUCUUAGAACUGACAGACUUAUUGCCAGAAAUCACUGAUGUUCAUUGUUUUUGCAACUGUUUGAGCUGCUGUAAGAGUCUAAAGUUGACAAGUUAGUUCAUGUUAGGUGCAUCUUUAUAAAGCAAAGAUGUUGUAUAUCCUAGGCCUCCCUUUUAUAUUUGAUAGAAGUUAUUUGCUAAUAGCUUCUAUUCUUACGUUGAAAAUAGUUGUAAAAGCUGAUGAACCUGAAAUUGUGUAGCCUCUACAGGCUGCUGAGGUUCUAAAUAAAACCUUUUAGUGGUGCCUUUAUGGUGAAACAGAAUUUGUCACCUGCCAUUUCUACUUGGGCUAAGGUAGUAUUGUGUAUCCUCUUUCCUUCUUAGGUAUCCAUAAUCCACAAAGCAUAUUUAAAAGGCUCUUGGCACGGGCAGCAUUGGUUGAGCAGGUAGGUUUGGCUAGGGGGAAAUGUUUAACUUGUUCUGAAAGAAAAACUUAUGUCUGUAGGGUCCAAGAAACAGCUAUUCCAGAGUCAGUGUCAGCUGAGUCUGGAACAUAUGAAGUGAGGUUUACUUCUAAGAACAGAAGUGACUGCACACUAAUUUUGUCAAGGCAUCUUUUCACUACUUUGCUGUAGAUUUUUCUUCUUCAUUGGUCAGUUUGUCAUUGUCUUUGUAGUUCUCUUUAUGAUAAUCCUUUAUACUUGCUCUCAGAUUCCACAGGCCUUUGUUUAUAGAGUGGUAAAGGCAGGCGAGCUGUGGUUUAUUGUUUAUAAAUUUUUUUAUAAAUGUUAUGGUAUUCAAAGCCACUGACAUUUAAUAUUUACUGAAGCCAUUCCUUAGACAGCAGUGGUCUUUAUCCCUUUCUGGAAAGAAAAGGAAAAUGAAGGGUAAUUACUGUCACCAUGGAGAUUGUAGAGGUAAGGUUGGGGUAUAGGUCAGGCCUGGCCUUUCUUUGUCAUCUGCUUAUAGUCUACUGCUAAGUAUGCCACUAAGUUUCAGAUAUAUGGAAUACUUUAUUUUUUUAAAGGUAUAUAAACUCUGAGUUAUUGAGAAUUAAGUAUUCACUGUAUAUUAAGGGGAAGCUUUUGCCAAGUUGUGGUCUUCAAAUUUAUGUUUACUCUUCCUAUUGGCAGAAUAGGUGCUAUUUAAGAGUAAACCAAAGGAUAAGCAGAGGGAGUCCCUAUAACCAAAGAUGGACAGCAUAGCCCUGGAUAGCCAGAUAAACCACUCUUUGUAUUAAGAAAUGUUUCUUUCCUAGUGGUGAGGGGUGGGUAACUGUGAAAGAGCUUUAUAUCUUGUCUAUUCAUGGUAUUAUAGCUGUAUAUUCCCAGGAUAAUAAGCUUGAUUGAAAUCCUGUAUUUAGUCAUAUAUUAUUUGCGCUGCUUCAUUUGUAUCAUGUGCAAUCUCUAGACCAAGCCUAUUUUUAAACUCUGGUACAGCAUCAUUUUGUACAUAUUCCCAGCUGCAGAACUAGUAUCACUUAUCUCAGCAAAAGAGAUUGUUUGCAUGGAAAGAUUAAUAGCACUGAUUAGAUUUCUAAUAUUUUGCAUUUUUGAAAUGUUUGUUUUCUACGUGAUUAUAUUUAAAACUUUAGUAAAUACUAAAAUGAAA